AGAAGAAGAACUGUUUAUAGUCACGAAACUGUAAAACAUUAUUUUUUAAAAAGGACAUUGGACUGAAGAUUCUACAUGAAACAUCAAACGUUGCUGGUCGACGUGAAGAGUAUAUUCGACAAGUAUAUAGGUCUAUUUAGCCGUCCACCCCCUCAGGAGAAAGCAACUCUGAAUAGGCCCAGGCCUACAUGCCCCUCUUAUCCAUUACCUUCUCAUACAUCCUCAGCUGAAGUCAACAAUAACAUCACUAUCGAAUAGAUUAAGGUAAAAAAUGUCUCAUUACGCAACCAGGAUGAUGUCUGGUACGGCAGUGGUCAGUCUCGCUUUGCUGAUGAUGAUGAUGACGGCGAAUUACGCCGAGGCGAAGCCAGCUUUGGGACCCUAUGAUUACGCCCCGAUGCCCUACGACUUCCGGUACGGAAUUCGAGACGAGUACACGGGGAACGACUUCGGCCACGAGGAGACUAGUAACGGUGACGCCGUUACGGGCCGUUAUUACGUCCUUCUCCCCGACGGCCGUCGGCAGGUCGUGUCGUACGUCGCCGACCACCACCGCGGCUACAUUGCGACGAUUACCUACGAGAACGUGGCCGUCCAUCCAAGCAAUCCCGUUCAGGGUACCAGCACGGCUGAGGAGGGAGGCUGAUCGUGCUUGUUGACUGUGAUACUCUUGUUUUAAUUUUCGUGUUUGUUUUCGAUUCCAUUUGUGUGUUUGUUUGUGAGUGUAUGUGAUGGCUUCAAGUAUCCUGCAGUCUCUUUAGAAGCGUGCUAUGUAAGUUGAAUAAAAUUAACCCAGCCGCCCUAUUCGAAAAAUUGGAGUUCAUUAUAUCAAGGUUCGUCGAAGAGACUGUGGAAAUUACAGGAGACUUUGUAAAGGGGCAGACCUUCUUGCUCUUUACCUAACUCUAGUCUGUUAUUUUUUUUAUAAAUACCAAUUUCCAAUAAUAUUUUCCCAGGUGAAAGUCUGGGAGAAUAUUCUCGCUGCUGUAUUUGAAGACAAUAUGUGUUUUUAUUUUUAGAUUUUAUACGACAUAUAUAUUUUAGAAUAAACAAUAUUAAUUUC
Messenger RNA from Macrobrachium nipponense, 1063 nucleotides. Its product is annotated as cuticle protein 19-like. NCBI's taxonomy places the organism in Eukaryota, Metazoa, Arthropoda, Malacostraca, Decapoda, Palaemonidae. Gene Ontology annotation, cellular component: extracellular matrix. The coding region runs from base 272 to 646 and encodes 124 amino acids. The transcript is spliced from 3 exons. The record is from RefSeq and is a predicted model, not a curated record.